Molecule: messenger RNA, 2910 nt
Organism: Diospyros lotus (date-plum)
Lineage: Eukaryota; Viridiplantae; Streptophyta; Magnoliopsida; Ericales; Ebenaceae
Exons: 4
Coding region: 1-2910 (969 amino acids)
Molecular function (GO): RNA-DNA hybrid ribonuclease activity; nucleic acid binding
Source: RefSeq, a predicted model, not a curated record
AUGGCCCUUGUUAGUCUAAAGCAGAACCAGGGAGAACCUUUGAAAGAUUUUGUUUCGCGUUUCAAUAUGGAAUCUUUAAGCAUUGAGAACUUUGAUCACAGCAGUGCUACGAAGUACAUAAAUGCCGAAGAGGUUAUGCAAGCGAAGAGGGCGGAGCACGCAGAGAAGAGGGAGAAGAAGAAACACCCCGAAGAGAGGAAGAACGAGGACUGGAAGGAGAAGCAUCAUCCUCGGUGGGACUCGAGUGGGUUUACCCCUCUGAAUGUCCCGAGAGGGAAGAUCCUUGCCACUAUCGAAGGCUUGGAAAAUGGGAGCUUCGGUGGAUUCUCGUGGGAUCUGGGAAGUUCUUUGAAAAUCUUGUAUCGCCAAGCUUUCCUCAACAUGGGGUACCAAAUGGGACAACUAAAGCCAGCAAGGGUCCCUUUGGUGGGAUUUGACGAAGAGGGUGUAUAUUCAGAUGGGGUCAUCCAACUUCCGCUAGUUGUAGGCAAAGGCUCGCGAACCUCCCAAGUAAUGCUAGACAUCCUGGUAGCAGAUGUGCCCGUAGCCUAUAACAUGAUCCUCGGAAGAUCGGGCCUCAACGCCCUUCGGGCUAUUCCUAGCACAUAUCAUAUGAUGAUGAAGUUUCCUACGAUCAAUGGGAUAGGCGAGGUGCGGGGAGAUUUAUGCUCAGCCCGCGAAUGUUAUAUCGCCUCCAUAGGUAUGGCAAAGGAUGCGAGGGAAAAAGAAAUAGUGUUACGAGAAAAAGAAGCACCUCGAAGGGACUCUCGAGGGAAGAAGAAGGAGUAUCCCCCGAAGGAGGUCAGCUUCCUGUUGAAAGGGUUGGAGGAUUCAAAAACAACGGAGCCGGUGGACAGAUUGGAAGAGAUACCUCUGAAAGAGGAUUGCUCGGACCGGUGUAUAAGGAUGAGUGCGGAGUUAAAAGACCCGUUGAGGGGUUGGAUAUUGGCACUCCUUCGGCAAUAUGUGGAUAUUUUCGCAUGGACUGUCCAGGACAUGCCGGGAGUAGAUCCGGAACAAAAGAAGCGGAGCUUCGCCCCUGACAGGGUUCGGGCAAUUGAAGCAGAAGUUGCAAAGUUAGAGGAGGCACAAUAUAUUCGGGAAGUCAAUUACCCAGAAUGGUUAGCAAAUGUCGUAUUGGUGCCUAAAGGAGAGAGCAAGUGGAGGCUUUGCAUUGAUUUCACCGAUCUUAACAAAGCCUUCCCGAAGGAUAGUUAUCCUUUCUCGAGAAUUGAUGCCUUGAUUGAUGGUACUGCCGGAUGUUUAUUUAUGAGUUUCCUGGACGCUUUUCAAGGGUAUCACCAGAUCUCAUUACACCCGGAGGACCAAGAGAAGACGACAUUCAUCACCAAUAAGGCAACUUAUUGUUACAUAGUGAUGCCAUUUGGUUUGAAGAAUGCAGGAGCCACUUACCAGCGCUUGGUGAAUAAGUUUUUUCAACACCGGCUCGGGCGGAAUAUGGAAGCUUACGUAGAUGACAUGCUGGUGAAAAGGCUUGUUGCGGAGCAUCAUCCGAAAGAUUUGGAGGAGUGCUUUAAAACCCUUCAUAAGUUUUAUGUCAAACUUAAUCUUGUCAAAUGUGCUUUUGGUGUCUCUGUAGGGAAGUUUUUGUUUUACAUAGUGUACCACCGGGGGAUUGAGGUAAACCCGGCAAAGGUUAAAGCCAUUAUGGACAUGCUAGCUCUAAGAAAUGUCAAGGAAGUACAAAGCCUUACGGGAAGAAUGACAGUCUUGGGAAGAUUCCUCUCUCGCUUGGCAGAAAAAGGCCUUCCUUUCUACAAAGUCCUGUCAAAGGCAAAAAAUUUCAUAUGGAAUGUUGAAUGUCAGGAAGCUUUUGACAAGCUGAAGAAGCAUUUGGCCACGCCUCCGAUUCUUACGAAGCCACAGUCGGGAGAACCAUUAUACAUCUAUUUGGCGGUAGCCGAGGAAGCCGUGAGUUCGGUACUGGUGCAAGAGGAGGAUAAGAAACAGAGACCCGUUUAUUAUGCUAGUAAGCGGUUAACAGAAGCAGAGGUCUGGUACUCUCCCAUGGAGAAGCUAGCUUUUGCCUUGAUAAUCUUGGCAAGAAAGCUUCGGCCCUAUUUUCAAGCUCAUACGAUUAUUGUGCUUACUAACCAACCUUUGAGACAGGUUCUUAACAAGCCUGAGCUUUCAGGGAGGAUGUUGAAAUGGGCAAUGGAGCUUAUAGCUUUUGAUAUUGAGUACAAGCCUCGUCCGGCUAUUAAGGCUCAGGCAUUGUUAGACUUCAUUGCAGAAGGGAUAGGGUCCUCAGAAGCUUCAGAAGAGGACCAGAGGCCAUGGAUAUUGGUUGUAGAUGGGAGUUCAACUUUGGAAGGCGAUGGAGUAGGUUUGAUGAUCAAAAGUCCCGAUGGGCAGUUAUGGCCUUAUGCUUUUCAUUUUGAGUUCCAGGCAUCUAACAAUGAGGCAGAAUAUGAGGCUCUGUUGGCAGGGUUGAGAUUAGCCGAACAAUUGGGAGCUCGUCGAGUCGAGGUGAGUUCGGACUCUAACUUGGUAGUGCAGCAAGUAAAUGGGGAAUAUGAAGCUCGGGGAGCUCACAUGGCAAGAUACUUAGCCAUGGUCAGAGACUUAAUCGCACGGUUCCAGUAUGUAAAGGUGGAGUAUGUCCCUCGGGCCAUGAAUACAAAGGCAGAUCUAUUAUCUCGAAUUGCCUCUUCCUCUUUUCCUACAAGCUCUCGAGAAAUUCUGAUUGAGUCCCUUUCACAGAAGAGUAUUGAAGAAGUCAAUGAUCAACUAUGUGUAGAUGGAAAGCCUAGCUGGAUGGAUCAUUUGUUGUUAUACUUAAGAGAGGAGAAACUCCCCGAGGAUGAUGCGGAAGCUCGAGAAGUUAGAAGGAAGGCCCGAAGCUUUGUGUUGGUUAACGGGGAGCUUUAUCAGAGAUCAUUCUCGUAG